UGGCAAAGAUGGCGUCCAUGGCCCUGAUAUUUAUAUCAGUGUCACGUUCUGAGUCCAAGUGUCGUCUGCCCCCAGGAUGACACAAUACAGUACUCGGGGUCCACUACAAGUGAGGUUGCGGUGCCCCGGCUGCCGAUUCACGUCUCCGCCACCCCCGUACAGGCAAGUCGUGUGUCGAUGGGCACAAAACAAGCCGCCUGUGGGACUCUGGGUCAGAGGUAGACGAGUCCGCCGGCUUGAUGAAAGCACCGACGCAAGGCCGCAUAGGGCCGAUUUGACAGGCUAUUCCACUCUUGAAGCUUCAGCAAGGGUAACGGCCUAGCUCUCUGGGCGGCACGGGAGAGCAGUAGCUGGAGGGUCUGCGUAUGCCGAAGUGAG
Microdochium trichocladiopsis is the source of this 378-nucleotide messenger RNA. RefSeq lists its product as uncharacterized. Bases 77 to 322 code for a protein of 81 amino acids. The record is from RefSeq and is a predicted model, not a curated record. NCBI's taxonomy places the organism in Eukaryota, Fungi, Ascomycota, Sordariomycetes, Xylariales, Microdochiaceae. The transcript has a single exon.